AUGGGCUUGUUGGCUUUGGACCUCAACGUCUGGAAGAUCAUGGCUAUUCUAUUAUCGGGAAUCCUCUACGACAAGGACAGACGGGCACCUUAUUGCAUGUUGUUCGGUCUGGUCGUCAUUGGACUGCUCGCUGGCUUCGCCAUUAUGGAGGUUAUGCCCGGGGCGCUGAACAGGAGGAGUCGGGCGAAAGUCCUCCUAGCGGCCACUGAAGUGAGCAGAACGCGUAUUGUCGGCGAUGCUGAAAGAAAGCGGCGCCUUACCCAUCGGCUGGGCUACGGUAACGAGGAGCAUCAAGGCAACCCUCUGGCGUUGCCCUCGGGGGGCGUUUCGAAGAAGGAGAUCGAUGAGGUUGUCGAAUGG
Perkinsus marinus ATCC 50983 is the source of this 360-nucleotide messenger RNA. RefSeq lists its product as hypothetical. The transcript is spliced from 3 exons. The record is from RefSeq and is a predicted model, not a curated record. The annotation marks the transcript as partial. Lineage: Eukaryota; Perkinsozoa; Perkinsida; Perkinsidae.